CCUCAUGAGCACAGCAUAACGCUUCCAGCGCUCGUUCGCAACUUCUUACAGCAACAUUCCUUCACAACAACACUUCACUAUGUCCGAUACGCUGGGCGAAAGUCUCAUACGGAAUCUCAUCAACCUGGGUUUAGAUGAGCCGUUUCUACAACUAUCCCGCCCGUUCGCACCGAAGAGCGUCAGCUCCGAGCGGCUCACCGACGACGUCUGGCCGGCGGACUCCCAGAGCGACCGAGCGCCAAGCAAAGCCCAGUUUCCCCUUAAACCAGACCGAUCCAUGAGUCUGACUGACACCUUCAACAGAAUGAAGCCCCACGACGUCCCACCACCGCCCGGAUUUCCUCCCCUGGCACCCCUGCCUUCGAACCGGUACAAGACCGAGCUGUGCCGAAGCUUUCAAGAGCACGGCAGCUGCAAAUACGACAGCAAAUGUCAGUUCGCCCACGGCGAGAGCGAGCUGCGAGGUCUAAACCGCCAUCCCAAAUACAAAACUCAAGCCUGUCGCACUUUCUACCAGUUUGGAUACUGUCCGUACGGAAGCCGCUGCCACUUCCUCCACGGGGAGAAAAACUCUCUGGACGGGGACGACCAGAACCCGCGUCAGCUGCGUCAGAGCGUCAGCUUCGCCGGUUUCACUCGCAGCAACUCUCCCCCGACUUUAUACGAGCCCCUGAGCUUCACCCGUGCGCCUUCGGUCUCUCCCCCUCCCGCUGACAUCUUGUCCCCAGUCUUCAGCGACUCUUCCCGAGACAUGUUCCCCUUCAGCCGUCACAGUACCGGAGAUAUCUACAGCAACGCGCCCUUCACGCCAGAGCCUCGGUCGCGGUGUGUCUGCGGACACGGAAAUAACUUGCAGGGCUCCCGCAACGAGCUGUACAUGAAGGAAGACCUGAGCAAAGCCAACCUGCAGCGCUUUUCCUCAGAAGACUCGCUGUCAGACCGCGAAAGUUACAGCAGCACCGGCAGCUCGAGCGGCUCUGAGUCACCCACCUUCGACGGCUCGAGCGGGAAGCGCCUCUCUGUUUUCGCGCGGAUGUCUGUGUCUGACUGAGGAGGACUUUACCGCCAUUCCUUCCCAAUCAUUCAAUCAGUCAAAUAUAAUAUGCAACGAGUCUUAAUACUGUUAAUUUAUUAUCAUUGUGUG
Sinocyclocheilus grahami is the source of this 1144-nucleotide messenger RNA. Its product is annotated as zinc finger protein 36, C3H1 type-like 2. The record is from RefSeq and is a predicted model, not a curated record. The transcript is spliced from 2 exons. The coding region runs from base 80 to 1051 and encodes 323 amino acids. Lineage: Eukaryota; Metazoa; Chordata; Actinopteri; Cypriniformes; Cyprinidae. Gene Ontology annotation, molecular function: mRNA binding; metal ion binding.